Messenger RNA from Panicum hallii, 1338 nucleotides. RefSeq lists its product as uncharacterized. The record is from RefSeq and is a predicted model, not a curated record. The transcript is spliced from 2 exons. Gene Ontology annotation, molecular function: acyltransferase activity, transferring groups other than amino-acyl groups. NCBI's taxonomy places the organism in Eukaryota, Viridiplantae, Streptophyta, Magnoliopsida, Poales, Poaceae. Bases 74 to 1168 code for a protein of 364 amino acids.
CCACGCGGCCGCUGUCCUACCCGCGGCCUUCCUUCCUCCCACCGGCCACCGCUCUCCGCCUCUGCGCACCCACAUGGCGUCCGCGACCACCGCGCGCCACGUCCACAUCGAGGGCCUGCAGACGGCCGUGCCGACGCGCAAGGUGGAGCCGGGGCGGGCGCGCCCCGUGUCCGUGGCCGCGCCCCCGCUCCCGGCCGCCGCGCUGCAGCGCCGCGCCCGCGUCGUGCUCUACUACCGCGCGGAGGCGGAUGGUGCGGCGGCGUGGGGCCCGGAGGAGGCGCUCCUGGUGAAGGAGUCCCUGAGCGAGGCCGUGGCGGACCACCCGGAGAUGGCCGGCCGGCUCCGGCGCCGCGCCGACGGGUCCUGGGAGGUGAAGCUCAACGACACGGGCGUCAGGCUCGUGCUCGCCACGGCCGAGACCACCGUGGACGACUUCGUCGGCGGCGGCGCCGGCCGGGAGGCCGCGCUCGCGCCGUGGACCGACGUGGACGCCGAGGACCCCGACAUGAGCGCCCUCUUCUUCGUGCAGCUGACACGGUUCCAGGGCGACGGGGGCUACACCGUGGGCGUGAGCUGCAGCCUGAUGCUGUGCGACCCGCUGGCGCUGGCGCGCUUCCUCCUGUCGUGGGCGCGCACGCACGCCGAGAUCAAGGCCCGGAGCAAGGCCGCCCCCAUCCCGAUGAUGCAGUACGCGGGCUACUUCCAGCGCCCGGGCACCAUGACCCGCCGCGUCAGGUCCGUCCCGGUCGACGCCUUCGCCGCCGGCGCCGGCGCCGAGACGGUGCUCUUCAGGGUCACACCUUCCGGGGCGCCCGACCACCGCGCGCUCGCCAGGGCCUGCGUCGACGAGGCCAGCGAGAGGAUCGGCGCGGGGACGAAGGUGCCGCGGUUCUCGCUACUCGCCGUCGCCAGGGACGGCGUCGGGGACAACCCGAGGGGGAUGACCGUGGAGACGUGCGCGGCGGACAGCCUUCCGGUGUCCGGGCACGAGCUCGAGGUUGCGCAGUGGCAGGACCUCGGGCUGGAGAAGUUCGCGCUCAGGGAGAGCAAGCCCGUGCACGUGUCCUACAGCAUCGUGACCGGCGGCGACGAAGCGCUCGUGGUCGUGAUGCCCGACGGCAAAGGGUUCCUGGUCACGGCGACUGUCCCGAAGCAGACCGAGAAAUGAUCGGUGAAGGUUUCGGUUAUUGUGAGGAACAUUUGAUUUGAUUAUUAGGUAGUAUGCUGAUCGUUCUGUGACCCACCGUGUAUGUCUUUUUAUGGGAGUGAGUGAUACUGUAUAUUGUUGUACCAGAAAUAAGUCAUCAAAAGUCAUUGGUAUUGCCCCUUCUUUCAUAA